Gekko japonicus is the source of this 2471-nucleotide messenger RNA. RefSeq names its product ERGIC and golgi 2 (gene ERGIC2). The record is from RefSeq and is a predicted model, not a curated record. Gene Ontology annotation, biological process: endoplasmic reticulum to Golgi vesicle-mediated transport; retrograde vesicle-mediated transport, Golgi to endoplasmic reticulum. NCBI's taxonomy places the organism in Eukaryota, Metazoa, Chordata, Lepidosauria, Squamata, Gekkonidae. The transcript is spliced from 16 exons. Gene Ontology annotation, cellular component: endoplasmic reticulum; COPII-coated ER to Golgi transport vesicle; membrane. Bases 409 to 1542 code for a protein of 377 amino acids.
UUAAUCUCCCCCCGCCUCCUUUCUCCCGCUUCGAAGGUUCCACCGGCGCGCCGCUGUGGUUCCCACCUCCCAACUCAGAGGCGGUGGGUGGUCGCUUGGAAAAAGGGGCGCAGAUGAGGCGCGAGCCCUGAACCUGGGAGCCCUGGAAGGGUGGCGAGAGGUAACGUGCUCCCGUUCUCGCCCACCAAAGCUUUACCUCCCUUACCCUGAGUGCUCCCCGCACACCUGGAACUUCCCGGUUCUAAAUUGUUCUGUCCCAUUAGUUCCCUUGGGCUCGUAGCUGAGAGAAUCUCUGUCCACGGACUUGCUUUGCCCUGCAGUUUUUCUAUGAUACUGAAUAAUACCUGCAAGAGGAAGAGAACAUCAAGAGUGAAUAUAUGAAGGAAAACAUUGAGGAACCCGCUGAAGAUGAGGCGCUUGAAUCGGAAGAAGACCUUGAAUUUAAUGAAAGAGUUGGAUGCCUUUCCAAAAGUUCCUGAGAGCUACAUUGAGACGUCUGCAAGUGGAGGAACAGUUUCUCUGAUCGCAUUUACUACUAUGGCUUUUUUAACCAUCAUGGAGUUUACAGUCUAUCAAGACACCUGGAUGAAAUAUGAAUAUGAAGUUGAUAAGGAUUUUACUAGUAAAUUAAGAAUCAAUAUAGAUAUUACCGUUGCAAUGAAGUGUCAAUACAUCGGGGCUGACGUGUUGGAUUUGGCAGAAACCAUGGUGGCCUCUGCUGAUGGAUUAGUUUAUGAGCCAGUAAUAUUUGAACUCAGUCCCUUGCAAAAAGAAUGGCAAAGGAUGCUGCAUGUAAUCCAGAGCAGACUACAGGAAGAACACUCACUUCAAGAUGUAAUAUUCAAAAGUGCUUUUAAAAGUGCUUCAACAGCCUUACCACCCAGGGAAGAUCACUCACUGCAGCCCCCAGAUGCUUGCAGAAUUUAUGGACACCUCUAUGUUAAUAAAGUGGCAGGAAACUUUCACAUAACUGUGGGCAAGGCAAUUCCCCAUCCGAGAGGCCAUGCACAUUUGGCAGCCCUUGUGAGCCAUGAGUCAUACAACUUCUCCCAUAGGAUAGAUCAUUUGUCUUUUGGAGAGCUCAUCCCAGGGAUUAUUAAUCCUUUAGAUGGUACAGAAAAGAUUGCAUCAGAUCACAACCAGAUGUUCCAGUACUUUAUCACAGUUGUGCCAACAAAACUCCAUACAUCUAAAAUUUCAGCAGAAACUCAUCAGUUUUCAGUGACAGAAAGGGAAAGGGUGAUCAACCACGCAGCUGGCAGCCAUGGGGUGUCGGGAAUCUUCAUGAAAUACGACAUAAGUUCCCUGAUGGUGACAGUCACAGAAGAGCACAUGCCCUUCUGGCAGUUCUUGGUGAGACUUUGUGGUAUCGUUGGAGGAAUCUUCUCUACUACAGGAAUUUUACAUGGCAUUGGAAGAUUCAUUGUGGAAAUUGUCUGCUGCCGUUUCAAAUUAGGCUCUUCUAAAUCUACAUCUGUCACGCAUCAAGAUGGUCACUUAAACAACCACGUACCUCUCACGACAGAUGACACUAUGCAUUAGCACCUUCUGCAGAAACUGUUUUUGCUCUCUUUCUGCCUGAUGCAGAAGACAUUUUUUAUAACAAAAACAUUGUGCAAUAUGUUGAGACAGUGCUUCAUCGGGAGCAGGAAAAAACAAACAAGACUUUAAAAAAAAAUCCUACCUGUGUGACGUGUUUCUCCUUUUGGAAUUCAGACAGAGGCCAAGAAAUCCCGUGAGAUCAACCUCUUCUUAAAGGAACAGGAUUGUCGUGUGGAUGUGGUUAACAGUCAAAGCAAACAGUUUCACAGGAAAUUCCACUAGCCAUUGAAAUAUCAACAUAGACCAGUUUCCCAAUUUCUUGUGCUACAGACUCCCAUGAAAGCUAAUGUACAGAGGAGUAAAGUUUAGAGGGAUGUGUGUGUUCGGAAUGCAGUGUAGCAAAGAAAAUUAGCAGGAACAGCUACUGGACAUCUUGUGGCUAUGUUUUCAAAACUAGGGUGUAAGAUUUGUUUGUUUGUUCCUGUUAUGCCUAUAGGAAUUUAAGUAUGGAAAUCCCAAAAAUGGAAAAGAAGCAAGGAAGCAAGCAAACGAGGGUAUAGUAUUGGGAAUAGAUUGUGUGGAUGAAGUUUGUACAUUUUUAAAAAAUAGUUUUAGCAUAUUUUUAAACAAACCCAUUCACAUCUAGGAGGGAAAAAAAACCCAGGUAGGGCAAGGAAUACCCUUGUUUGCUUGUUAAAUCCACAGUUGUAAAUCCUCUAGGGAAGCUGUAGGUUCUUUCCUUGGAAGCCACACCAGCAUUCUUUGAAGGUGAUUAAAAUCUAGGCAAUUCUGUCAUUUAUAGAGUCAUAUACUGGAGGUACCUUCGAACUUCUUGUAAAGCCACCUCCUUGAUCUACUCUCCUGAUCCUUCUUCCAACCCCUCCUCCCCUCAAAUGCUUCUGAAGUUAUUGUUGGCAGACUUCUAGGCG